AACCCUUAAUCAGGAGUCUGGGUUAGAUUGUUGCUUCAGCUGGGAUGUUUCAUGAUGCUGAUGUCAUCAAGGCGUUAUCAGAGUAAAGCUGUGGGUACUUUGUCAGCUAAAAGGGUUCAAGGGUUCAUUCGUUUACUCGCAGCUGUGUUGGGCUAACAGUGGGCAAAGUUUUCACAUUUGGGCUCAAGCACAGAAGGGUUACCAUAGUAACACAUUUACAUGACCCCUACAGGCUGAGAGCAAGCAGACCACUCUCCUGUUACUGAGUCGUGCUAACUUGAACUGGUCUUUACUGAGUGUGAUAAUUACCUGUGCUGCUGACACAAGACUUUACAGGUUACCAUGGUAACAGCCCACCUGUGUGUGCGAGAGACAUUUGUGAUGACAUCAGAUGAAUACUGAAUAACUCAUGAUUGCUCACUGGGACAAAAGUCCUCCGACUGGCUCUCUGAUCGGGUCACUGAUUAACUGAUCAACAGUGAGAAGCAACAAGCUGCUGCCAGACUCCAGACUAUUUUAUUCUGAUCACAGGGUCAGAUUUGAGAGAAGCCCCACAGUUGAUGCAACUGACUGAAAACAUUAAAACACACCAAGAGUCUCAACAAUCUGAUCUCCGUGCAGCGCGCUGGAACUCAUCGUUAACACCCGUUAGAGCUGGUGAUGGACUCCAAAAGCACCCAGCAGGAGCUGCAGCAGCAGUUCAACGAUGUGGUCUCCAGACUGGAGUCUAAGCAGUUCUUCCAGUCUGACUGGGACACUGCUUUUUUCAUCCUCUUCUUCAUCUUCUUCGGUACGGUGCUUCUGCUCGUCCUCCUGGUCCUGAUCCGCUGCUGCUGCUGCUGCUGCUGCGAUGGUGAAAAGCCACACAAGAAGGUCGGGAUAGAGAACAUGGGCCUGGAGCCCUGACCGCUGACCUGGACUGACCCGCCGUCGUCCUCCUCUGUGCCAAAACACGAGCCUUCCUCCAGCUGUGAGCUCUUAGUGCUGCACCUGAAACUAGAGCGGGUAGAUGCUCUGGUCUGUCCUGUCUGCAUUCAUUUCUUCCUCUGCUGAAAGAAUUAAUAUUUAAAUUAUUUACUUGCUAAUAAAGUAUAACCUCUUUGA
Nothobranchius furzeri (turquoise killifish) is the source of this 1104-nucleotide messenger RNA. It is a transcript of the gene smim22, whose product is annotated as small integral membrane protein 22. NCBI's taxonomy places the organism in Eukaryota, Metazoa, Chordata, Actinopteri, Cyprinodontiformes, Nothobranchiidae. The record is from RefSeq and is a predicted model, not a curated record. Gene Ontology annotation, biological process: regulation of cell population proliferation.